Molecule: messenger RNA, 4832 nt
Organism: Drosophila sechellia
Lineage: Eukaryota; Metazoa; Arthropoda; Insecta; Diptera; Drosophilidae
Exons: 3
Coding region: 3223-4542 (439 amino acids)
Source: RefSeq, a predicted model, not a curated record
AUAUAUCAAUACAUCAAUAUAUAUAUAUCAAUAUAUAUAUGAAUGUAUACACCACUUAUAUAGACUAAGAUCCGAUUAUAAAAGCAUAGAGACGAGCGAAGAUGAGGGCUUUCAGGAGUUCGUUAAGCGCUAGAGUGUUGUUUGUUUAUGUUGAUGUUUAUAUACGAGAGCCAAGAGUUAUAGCCAGUUAGUUAUGUUGACGAUAAUGUGUUUUUUUGAUAUAUAUUGACCUGUAUGAAUAUGUAAACAUGCAGGCGCAGGCACAGGCACCCCACCCAUGCACACCGAUGUUUUGCCGGUGACAGUGAUGUUGAGGCACAAGUGCAUUGCAUUGCAUGGUGGUUAACUUUAAGUACGACAAUGUUUAGUAGCUGACUACGAAUAAUGACGACGAUGACGGGACGCAGAUGCAGAUGCGGAUGUGAAUGCGAAUGCGAACGGUUGCGGAUCUAGCGGAAAGUCAGACAAUGACGAUAACGAUUUACGAUUACGAUCUAAUGAUAAUGAUAAAUAUAUAUAUUGAUGAAUAUUGACGCUAAUAACGAUGGAGAUGAUGAAAAACGUUGGUGCAUUUGUUGUUAGAUGUAUGUAAUUUUUCCCACUCGCCUUUGCCUAAAAGCAACACAAAAUUGAAACAAACAAGAACGAUAUAUAAAACGGAUAAAAAUUAAAUCAAUAAACAUGCGUAUGAUAAACACUAGUAACUAGCGGAAAAGUUGCAUAUAGAACCACGGACAUUCAUUCACACAUCCACUUACUAUACUAUAUCUGUACCAUUUAGCCCAUAGUCCGCAGAAGAUCGUCGAAACAAAGUCAUUUUACCAUAUAAAAACAAAACAUCCGCAUAAUAAUGUAAACUACGACAGCAAUCGAUUGGAAAAGGAGAAAUUGAAUUUGUUGUCGCGUUGAUUUAAACCUAUAUAAUGAGUAAAAUAUUGUAUAUUUAACAAUCUAUAAAACAAAUAUAGUAUGUAGAUAAUACACACAUACACAAACACACAAACCCAUAAAUAACAUACACACACACAAAUGGACUACCGCUGCGGUCUAAUUAUAUACACACCAGACAAAUCGAAUUGCAAAAGCAAAUAAAUAAAUAAUUAAGGAAGUGACGAUGGAGAAGCAGAGCUGGAGAUGAGAUCAACUCAAACUAGAUAACUAUACAUAUAUUUGCUGAUUAAUUUAUGUAAACCAAUAUACGAUUUAUAGCCAACGCACAGAAAAUGUAAAACAAAAAAACCAACACAUACGAAAUUUGUUCGAAAAAAAUUUAGCUAAAUUCAAGUUGAGUGUUAACAUUAUAAUUCAUACGAAUAUGCAUAUAUUUUAUUUUUUUUAACUCUCCAUCUCUAUUGCUCGCUAUCUUACGAACUACUUAAAACAUUUUUUUUUAAUUAAAUUUUUUUGUAUAUUGCAAAAACGUCGACGACGCCACAGCAGCAGCAGCUAUGGAUAUUAUUUCAAAAAUAUAUACAUAUAACUAUUAUACGAAUAAAGAGAAAACAAAUUCAUUAUAAUUUUCACAAUGUAUGCGCCGAGAGCAUUGUUAUAUUUAAUAAACAACCUAAAACAAAAAGGACAAACAAUGGAAAACAAAAUAAAAACUAUGCGAAUAAUUUCCACUCUAAACAAAGCAAAAGAAAACAAAACAAGCAAAAAAAAAGAAGAAGCUGAGGAACUCUAAGUGUAAUAAACUAAUUAAAAAUCGAACUUCUUAAUCAAUUUGAUACAUCCAACUAGCAUACGGAAAGCAUUGCAUUAACUAACAUUAAACGAUGUGCAGAGGAGUUAACUAUAGAUAAUCGCUUAAACAGGGUGACUAUUCGUAGCAAGUGAUUUUUUUUCGCUCAAACAAAAAUAUUUAAAUCACUGGUUAAGGCCCAUUUUCCAUGCGGUUCUUCCGAAAGCGAGGCCCCCAGUAAACGAAAAACCUAUACCAAAUUCAAAUCACUUUUCCAACUAGCCUUAGAUUUUACUAACAAACAUGAAACCCUCGAGAACUAACUAUCAAGCAAUUAUCAACUAGAUAAAGAAAAUAUAUAUUUAAAUUAGAGGCCCCAAGAGCGGCUGAGAAGGGCGACUUUCUUUUCUCAAAAAAAAAAAGAAAAAGAAAAACCCAAAAAUAAGUAUGAUACAAAAUGUAUAACCCUUUCGUCCCAGAUGAUAUAUAUAUAUGUAUGUAUAUCCUAUCCACCACACACACGCGCGCGCAUACAAAGCAUGGGAAAGCGUUUCAUCAAAAUUGUGCCUUUUCUUUUUGUUGUUGUUGUUGUCGAAUCGAAUCGAAUUUCGAUGAAAAUAUACACACACAUAGACACAUGUACGGGCAGCUUUCGUAUGGUUUCCGCUCACACUUAUGUACAUCCCGUUUACAUCACAUUUACAUCCUGACCCACUGCCACCCCCCAUGGAAACAAAAAACAAGGAAAUCGUUUUUUGCUAGUCAUACCAACCAUGAAAAACUAGGAAAAAGGAGAAAAAGAAGAAGGAAUCUUUAGCCUUAGCGAUCAGUAAGGAAAGUAAAUCAAAUUCAAUUUCGUUGAAGUUCGCGAACAGAUCGGCAGUAGAGCUAUAUAUGCUAUACAUAUAUAUAUACGAUAGUGCUAAAACCAAAACGGAAAUCGAUGGAUAGUAAUGAGUUUAAGAAUUGGGUUGAUACAAAAGAAUAUAUGGGCUAAAACACACAAGUACACCCAACAUAUGUACAAUACUCUCAUGUUCAUGUGCGAGAUACAAAAUAAGAGACCCCAUUCGGCCUCAAAUGCGUUUUCAUUAUGUGUUAUGUCAAAUGUAAUUUGUUCAUCAGCGGAUGAAACACUCGCCCACACCCCAAAAACACACUCGAAAUAAACCGUAAUAAAAAUACGUAAUCAUAUGCCUGGCAUUUUCAUUAUUCAGUUUUCAUGAACUUGAUUUUAGAUUUUAGCAAAUUGACGAGGAGUGUAUUCACUUUUUGUAGCAUACUUUUCAGGUUGCAGCUGAAUCUCAUUGUGUGGCUAUUAUUUUCAUUGUAUUAUGAAAGUAUAUAAUAAAAUCGAACAAGAAAUAUUUAACAUUUGUUUACAGUUUAUCUGGGCAGGCGUCAUAUCUAAUGUCGUUUUCUUUGGGCUUGCCUUCCAAAUUAUAUAAUGGACUCGACUCGAAAGCCAUCGUGAAAUUCGGUCUCAAAAUUCGCCUUCUGUUCUCCUUUUUAACCCUUUUGCAUUUCAGUUACAGUUGGCAAUGGCCUAUACCAUCAAGUUGGACUGGAUAAGGUUGAUCUUGAAGAUUUGUGGCUCCCGACAAUGUCGUCUUAUGCAUGAUGAUGCCAAGCCGCGGAUCUGCGCGCAGAGUCCCUGGAGACGCCUGAUGCAAUUGACCAGGAAUAACUCGAGCAGUACUUCCGGUGGCAAUGAACCCCGCAGACAGGACCCAAAUAAGCCGAAGCCCAAUAGCAAGCAAAUCUCAUACACCGAAGGACAAACACCUUUUAGGAUCAACACACAUCCAAAUGCUAACCUAGUAAGAUUGCAUCCUUUGGUGAGAGACCAGGACAAAAAGACGAAGAGGCAUAAGCGACGCCUUCCGUUUGAAAAAUCAGCAACAUUGAGGUUAUACAAUGCGCAGCGAAGAGAGGAGCAGCUGGCCAGGACCAUGUUAUCCCAGGAUUGCAGUGACUCUCACUCAUCUAGCUCCACCAUACCGCUUAAGAUUCUUCAAAUGACGCAAAGGGAUCGUAUGAUGUCCUCGCAGCUGGUAAUUGAUGCGAUGAGGACCAGGAAUAUGGAGAGAAUGGUGCGAAAAUCGGAGGCCAGGAUGUUGAACGAGCGGGUCAAGAAGCUACUGGAGAAACAGAAAGAAGCUAAAGUGGAAGUGAAGAGGCAGCAAUCGGACGAUGACUUCACUGUUCCCAAUCCAAAGAUCAUGGUGCCGGAACAGCGGCCACUGGAGGUCCAAGCGGUGGUGCAAUUGCUAAAGAAGGCCAUUUCCCUGGUCCAUUUCGGUUACGAGGAGCCCUCCAAGGUGAAGGAUGUAAGGAUCUCCAGGAUGCAGACCAAGCUGGACAUAGAUGGCCUGCAUCCUUGCGGCAGCUCCAUUGAUUCCUUCGCCAGCACUGACAACCCGCCGUCCUCCAAAGCCUACCACAUGCGCAUUCGCUGCACCAAGAAAUCGGAAAUCCAAAUCAAAUCCAACUCUCAGCAAAUAGCCGCCAGUCUGAUGAAGGAGGAGCAGAGGCGCCUGGAUCGAUUGAGGGCGGAAAAGGUGGAGUUAAUCAGGUGUAAGGAUAACACAAGACUGGGUUUCAUAAACAGGAAUGAAGGUGAUGGCAGGCAGGCCAACUCCACAAAUCCUGCCACAUCCUCCAAGCCAACAGAUCUGAGCAUGAACUCCUUAAUUGUCGAUCCGAAAUCUUUUCUCACAAAAGUGCUCGAUAAGAAGGAGGUUCUGUCGGUUGAUCAGGUUAAUAAUUUCGUGGAAAAUCCGGAUGUCUUCUCAAAGGCACCGAAAAGAAAACCAGCGACCAAGUCCAAUGGAGGACCUGCUAAACAUUUGCCACAAUGAAAUCGCAUGCUUCAAACUAUUUUUUCUAUAUCAAAAAAAGAACCUGUUAAAAAUUCCAAAAAUUUAUAACGUUUGUUAUGCUUUAUGCCUAAAUUAAUUUGAAAACUCAACCCAUUGGUUUGCAAUAAAAUUAAAACAUAAAUCAUAGCAACGUUGGACUUUGUUCCACAAUUUAUAUUUAUUUCUUACGUUUAUGCUUAGCUUAAUUCCUCUAGGUUUCACGGUUUUUCGUUCAAUAAAUAUAUUGGCUCCGAGGUAUGUUUUCAUACCACCAGAGAUCCAAUCCUCCA